Cyprinus carpio (common carp) is the source of this 3502-nucleotide messenger RNA. Its product is annotated as SIN3-HDAC complex-associated factor. Gene Ontology annotation, biological process: negative regulation of cell migration. The record is from RefSeq and is a predicted model, not a curated record. NCBI's taxonomy places the organism in Eukaryota, Metazoa, Chordata, Actinopteri, Cypriniformes, Cyprinidae.
AAAUUCAGAAAAUGGUGGAUGGGGCUCGGCGCAUGCGUAAACAUUUUACUAUACUCAGACAGAAAGUGAGACAGUAACGAGUGGCGCAUUGUUAAAUGAGACCGCCUGUAACUCUUGGAUUUCGCUGUGUGAUUUGACUUCAACUGCUUCAAAUCGAGAUGUUUGGCUUUCAUAAGCCGAAGAUGUACCGCAGCCUUGAUGGAUGCUGCAUCUGCAGGGCAAAAUCCUCCAGCUCUCGUUUCACUGACAGCAAACGCUAUGAGAGAGACUUUCAGAGCUGCUUUGGUUUAGGUGAGACUCGCUCUGGUGAAAUCUGCAAUGCUUGCGUUCUGCUGGUGAAACGCUGGAAGAAGCUUCCUGUCGGUUCCAAGAAGAACUGGAAUCAUGUGGUUGAUGCCCGAGGGGGACCCAGUCUGAAAACUACAGUGAAGUCCAAGAAAGUCAAAUCUCUGUCCAGACGGAUCAGACCGAACCAGCUCAGCAGAGUUCAGAAAGAACUGAAGAGACACAAUUCAGAUGCUCACAGCACCACCUCCAGUGCUAGCCCCGCCCAGUCACCCAGCUACAGUAACCAAUCAGAUGAAGGCUCUGACUCUGAGUUGACUCCUGGCUCCGCCCGCUCUCCAGUCUUUUCCUUCUUGGACCUGACAUACUGGAAAAGGCAGCGGGUAUGUUGUGGCAUCAUCUACAAAGGUCGCUUUGGGGAGGUUUUGAUCGACCCUCAUCUCUACAAGCCCUGCUGUCAGAAAAAACAGGAGCAAGAGCAGGAGGAAGAAGAAGAAGAGGAGGAGGAGGAAGAAGAGGAAGAUGGUGACCUUGAGAAAGAGGAGGUGCAGAGCAGUCAAGAAAUUCUUCAGCCGCACUCCUCUCCCCAAAUGAAAAUGGAGCAGGAAGUGGAAGAGGAUUGGUGAUGCCACAUUCCCAGGGUACUGACUUGGCAUUCUUAGGAAGCCUUCGAGAGUCGAAGCCCCUCAGACACUCUCAAAGACGUUCUCUCAGAUUGCCUUCGAUUCAAGAGCAGCUGGAUCCUUGUUCAUCUUUUUCUGUUUCUUUCUUCCUUGUUCAGAAUGUGUCUCUUUCAUUUCCUUCGCAGUCAAAUCGACUUUUAUGUAUCAAACUGUUCCAGAGCCGCGUACCACGCUAGUCCAUUUCUUAUGAGGAUUUUUUGUAGACCAGAGAAAAUGAGUUUCCUUUUUUGCUAUCCCGCUCAAACACAGAAUGCUGGAUCUACAUACAUCAUCCUUGGACAGUGACCACAAUCCUUUUGUGCCCUUUGAGCACCAUUGUGCACUUCCUCUGGGGUGACUGUCUUUCUGCACUUAGUGUACAGUAUUUAGUAUACAACAAGCAGCAUCUGCUAAAUUCUAGCUCAGUGAAGAUAACGUUCCACCUUUUUGCUGGGAUAUAGCAAUUAUUUAGGGAAUAUCUUUUGCCUUUUAUAUAUUUAUUUUUUUCUGUGUUUGUCGUUAUUUUUAAGUUCUGCUCUGAUUUUUUCCUCUCAGUUUGUAUUUAAAGGGACAGGUUACCUAAUUAUUAUUAUUUUUGAAUGUCAUUAUUCUGUCAUUCAACCCUCAUAUAUUUCCGAACUUCUUUCAAUUCCUUUCUUUUUUUUGAAGAACACCUAGCAGCUAGCCAAGCUCCAAAAUGACAAAAGCACCCUAAAAGUAUCUAAAAAUUGAGCUUUGUGCUAUGUUCCAAGUCUUUUAUAGCUAAAUGAUAGCGAUAAAUGUAAGUUUAUGUCAUAUGGACUACUUUUAAGAAAUUUUUAUGGAGCUUUUUGGAACUUGGCUGCAUCAGUUCCCUUUCAUUUUACUACACAGAAAAGAUGCAGGAUGUUCUUGACAAAUUUGCUUUUUUGUGUUUAAUGUAAGAAAAGUAAAAGAUGAUGAUGUGGAGGAGAGUAAAUGACAGAUUUUUCAUUUUAAGGUGAAUUGAUUUCAGUGCAGGUUGUCUGUAUUCAGCCUCUAAUAGGCAACAAACUCAACUCGACUCAUAGUGUUUUACCGCAAACGUUUCCCCAGACAGCAUUUCAAAAAUAAUGCCUGGCUAUCAACACUCUUUAAUUCAGUGUACUAAUGUAAAUAUCCAAAAGUGUAGAUUUGAUUAAAGGGUUUUGGAAAAGAGCAUGAACGCUAAGGAAACUAUUGUCUAGAUGAAAUCUGCAUGAAUUUUGCAUGGCCUUUUAAGAAGAUUUUUAUUUCUUUUUAUUUUGUUUUGCAACCAUGUUGCAGCAUAAUUUAAGAAUAAUUUGGGCGCAUUUUGAGACAGUCCCAAUAUAUUUUUGUAGAUAAAUGCAAGAAAAGAACAAAAAUGAAAUCAGACUUUGACUACAACAUGACACCUUAAGAUGUCAUUGUUUAAUUAUUACAGGGAUUUAAUCGUAUUCUGCUAUUUUUUAGAAUUGGAUAUUUAAAAUUUUCUCAUUCAAAGCCAAAAAGCCCUAGAAUUUUGCUAUUUAUUCAGCAAUCUUAUAUUCAUGUGUUCAUAGAUUGACAGAUACUACUUUUUUUACUGUCAUGAAAGAAUUGAGCACAUGGUCUGAUCGUUUUGGUUGUUUUUGGUUUGAUAUGUUUGUUUUCUUUUGGCUUUUUCUCCAGGGAAAGGCUAUACCAAUGUCAGCUUGUACAUUUUCAUUAUAAAUGAUCGUCUGUAAUAAGCUUUCAUAUAUCAGGAGUAUUCAUACUAUAUAUCCCGAUGUUUCCCUUUUGUUCCAAUAGGUCUGUCCUGUCUGUUUCUUUAUAAUUGUAUUGUUUAUGAUAGCCUUGGUUGUCUUGGAUUGUACAAAUUACGUUGACGCACACAUACUUCUGUUUAAUUCCAGGGGGUGGAGCUCAUUUGUUUCACACAAAACACUCCAUUGCACAUUAAUUUUAAUUCGCUUUCCGGGCAAUUUACUCAAUAUGUGCUCGGUUUUGAAAUGGGUAUUCUGAUGGUGGCAGCUUGCAGCUUUAGUGUGAAUAUGCCAUAUCACAGCAUGACAUGAACAAUGACUGUAUUUGUGGUAACAUCUGUUCAGGGGAAGCAUCCUGUCGUGUCAUCUCUAUGACGGGUUAUUUGUAAAUAUAAGAUGUGUAAGACUGAACAAUGGUUAUUAUGAAUACUCUUUUGUCUUAUUUAUUUCAUAUUUAUUUGUCUUGUGGUCUUUUUAAGUCGCAUCCGAUUUUGUCAUAGGACUGACCUGUCCUCACAACACUGCAAUAUGGACUGAAAUUGCUUUUACACAUCACAGAUAUGGAGAACUUCAGGACUAGACAGCUGUAAAAACAGACUUUUUCUGUGUAUGCUCAGUACAACUAUUUGAUUAUUUUUAUACUUUUGUUUGAGGGUUUCUAAUGCCCACAUAAUUUCCCUUAGACUAGCCCUUUAGUUGUAGUGCUACAGGCAUGUAUGGUAGCUAUGCACUUUGUAUUCACAAUACUAGAGAUAUAUGAAGCAGGUUUUGUAUUUUUUUACAUAUUGUACUUUUUACUUGUUCCUCAAUAAAUGUAACUUGUGAUGGUUA